Molecule: messenger RNA, 1422 nt
Organism: Mollisia scopiformis
Lineage: Eukaryota; Fungi; Ascomycota; Leotiomycetes; Helotiales; Mollisiaceae
Product: acid protease
Exons: 3
Coding region: 1-1422 (473 amino acids)
Biological process (GO): proteolysis
Molecular function (GO): aspartic-type endopeptidase activity
Source: RefSeq, a predicted model, not a curated record
AUGAGGGCAGCAAAUCUCAUCGCUGCCGUGGCGAGUCUCUCAAUUUUCAGCGUAGAAGCUUUGAAGCUUGCGAAACGAGAUACUCCUGCUGUCUUGAAGCUCGACCUUCAAAAGAGGCGUUCUGGAACCUUUGCAAACUCGACGUUAACGAAAAAGCGACAAGGGACUGUGGAGACCCCAGAUAUCAACUACCAGACGCAGCUUCUUUACAUUGUACAGCUGCAAAUUGGUACCCCGCCACAAAGUACUUAUGUGCAACUCGACACUGGAAGCAGUGAUCUGGUUGUCGAGACUGAUUCCUCGAAUAUCUGCUCUCAAGCACCGCCAAAUCCUUGCACCAACUUUGGAUCCUACGAUGCGAACAGCUCAUCAACCUAUGAAUACUCGGAUAGCAACUUUCAGGUCUCGUAUGGAGGUGGUGACGGGGCUACCGGAGACUGGGGUUCAGACACUAUGAUGAUUGGCGGCGCUGUCCUCCAGAAUACGCAAUUUGGUAUCAUGUAUCGUACGACAGUACUUGAGGGUAUUGUGGGAGUCAGCUACCCUAUCAUCGAAGGUCGAAAUACCUUUUCCGGAGAGCCAAUUUACGACAAUUUACCUGUUCUUCUGGUGAAACAAGGAUACAUUGCAUCCAGAGCCUUCAGUCUAUGGACCAAUGACGAUAGAGCUUCGGCAGGCACUUUGCUUUUCGGAGGUAUCGAUACAUCAAAGUUCUCUGGUGAACUUGUCACUAUCGACUUGGUUGCAUCUGGAUUCGAUGGCUUCCCCGGUGUAGUGGACUUCACUCUCGCCUUGAAUGGCGUCUCAGGAACCGAUGCCAGCAGUAAUCCAGUUUCCUUCGUCGAUGGUGCGAAUACUAUCAAUGUACUAAUGGACUCUGGAACAACGAUCACGGGACUGCCUCAAGAUCUUACGACGUCAAUAUGGGCUUUCGUUGGUGCAACACCGGAUAGCAGUAAUCCCACAUCAGCCAACAUUCCAUGCUCAGCUGGAUCUUCCACGGAGACUAUCAAUUUUGCCUUUAACGGAAUCACGAUCAAUGUUCCAUUGAGCCAAUUGGUCAUCUUUCCAGAUUCCAACAACGAGAUCUGCUUCUUUGGUAUUGAUAUAUCCACUGACUACAUCAUUGGAGAUACUGUGCUCGCAGCGAUGUACGUUGUGUAUGACUUGGAUAACAACCAAAUCUCCCUUGCUCCUACGAUCUUCGAUUCGACUGCUCCGGAGAACAUCUUGCAGAUCAUGGCGGGUCCAGGUGGCGUUCCGGACACUUCUUCAUCGUCUGCCGCAGUGCCGUCUACUGUGUCUUCCAGCGCGCCUUCAAGCACCAUGUCUAGCAGUGUCGCCACUUCAGUGUCAUUGAGUAGCACGCUAUCUUCCAGCUCAAGCAUCUUCGGCCUCCUCGACUUCGAGCAGUUCAAGUAG